Molecule: messenger RNA, 1446 nt
Organism: Aspergillus thermomutatus
Lineage: Eukaryota; Fungi; Ascomycota; Eurotiomycetes; Eurotiales; Aspergillaceae
Exons: 3
Coding region: 1-1446 (481 amino acids)
Source: RefSeq, a predicted model, not a curated record
AUGAAGUAUCCAGCUCCUGACCGGCUACAGCAAGUCCAUCUUGGAAUCGCCCCCAAGGGCUUCGCACCCGUAACUUCCUACCAGGGAGGAAAAGACCUGUGCGAGCAAGAGCAUGAGACACUGCAAGCCAGCCUCCUACGAUUGUGUCCCUCUCGUCUCUGGUACCAUGGCUCCCACGGUGCCUCUUGCCCUCGGCCUAUUCUGAUCACACCGGAGCACCAGGAACAGCUGUUCACCCUCCACACUGCUCUAGCGGCUGCCAUCACCGACAUUGUUGAGCGUUGGUGGACCGACUCCGAGGCGAGAUUUCCAGAUCGACAGUGGCUCGAGACUCAAGGCCUCCCCUACCGCGAUCAUCUGGGCUCAUGGAGACCGGAUUUUCUGGUUGAAGAGGGUGCAAGGGUAGAGAAGUUUCGCAUCACCGAGAUCAAUGCCCGGUUCUCCUUCAAUGGAUUCAUGCACCAGGCCUACGGGCAAACGGCGCUGGAUGCUCUCGGUGUGGGGAGACAUGGGAUCACGCACGCGACGGACUCGGCAGAGAUCCUCGAAGGCCUGCUUGGCCUCUUUCGGCCCGAGCUUCCAUUGCAUCUGCUCAAGGGCGUGGAGCCCGGAAUCGACAUCCACAUGUUCAUUGAUUUCGUCCAUCGGCAUCUGGGCGCCCGGCCACGGCUCAUCACCCCCGCAGAUCUGAGGCUGCUGCCCGAUCCGGAGCUCGAGAAUGGGUACCGGCUCUGCUGCUUGACGAAAGCUGCGGGCACAGCGGGCCUGCCCUCAUCCCCUGGCUUCGUCACCAGCGAAGGAGAGGUCGUGGAGGAAAUACAUCAGGUCGGGCUCGAGCUCCACCAGCACGAGCUGUUCGCCCUGCAGCCGGAAUUGCUCCGUCAGAUUAGCACCCGGUGCUUCAACGACAUGCGAACCAUCCUCCUCGCCCACGACAAGCGCAUGCUGGGCAUCGUGCAGCAGGAGGCUCCAUCGUUGGUGGCGAGGGGAGUCCUGACCCCCGCAGAAGGCGAAGCUCUCAAAAAGGGCAUCGCCGACACCAUUCUCCCCGGAUCCCAGGAGCUGAACGAGCUGAUCCAGCUGUGUGCGGACGACGAGCAGCGGCGCAAAGAGUACCUUCUCAAGCCGAUACGGGGUGGCAAAGGUGCUGGGAUCAUAUUCGGGGAUGAGAUGAGCGCCAGUGAGUGGAGGGCCACCUUGGAGCGCCUACACGACCCCGCCAUUAUCCCCGGCGUCACCAGUUAUGUGGUCCAGCGGUGUGUGAUUCCCAUCUUGUACGAGGUUAUCCUGAAUUCGUCCGGGAAUCACGGUCGAUACCCGCUCAUUGGGACUUACCAUGCGGCGCAAGGCCGGUUUUUGGGUCUUGGGACCUGGCGAAGCAGCCCGGAUCGGAUCUGUGCGGUCAGUAAUGGAGGGUCAUGGAUUUGUUCUGUCAUGAAGCAGUAG